AUGUUGCAGGUAGAAGGAAGGUCCACCCACUUCGAACCAGGAUACUUACUCAUAGCCAAUAUUCUCUGCCUCUGGCUGGGCGUGGGGCAGGGGUGCGACGGCUGCCAGCCACCCCUCGGCUUGGACGGGGGCCGAGGAGCUGAGGCCCUGGCCACACCCCGGGUGCUCCCUGCCCCCUGGGCGCUUGUCCGCACGUGCCACGUGUGCUGGGUUCCCAGGGCCCAGCUGGGGCAGGGGGUUGGAGGUGGGGCCGCCCCCCUCCACCUGCUGAUGGAAAAAGCCGUGCUGAGUGGUGGAACUCGGACCCGUGACUCCCCAGCAGGCCACGGCCCAGAGGACAGAAUCCAGGCGGGGUCUGGCCCAGCAGGCCGUGGGCAAGGCCACCGCCCGGUGUCCUCGUUACUGUGCAUUUCUACUCCUGGACUUGAACUCUGCUGUAUCACCAACUGUUUUUCAAGAGAACAGCUGUACAGGACGACCUACUGCCCUGCCCAUCAGGCGGGCCUCCACGUCUGUCAGCCUCGAGAGUGGUGCCACCACCCCGUACCUCUGCCGUCCGCCCCGCUGUUGGGGGUGCCCACCCCCUGUCGGGGGCGCAGCCAAACGUGUGAGCUCGGUCGGCGUUGA
Rangifer tarandus platyrhynchus (Svalbard reindeer) is the source of this 627-nucleotide messenger RNA. NCBI's taxonomy places the organism in Eukaryota, Metazoa, Chordata, Mammalia, Artiodactyla, Cervidae. The record is from the annotation of a GenBank genome assembly.